Molecule: messenger RNA, 1128 nt
Organism: Cyclocybe aegerita
Lineage: Eukaryota; Fungi; Basidiomycota; Agaricomycetes; Agaricales; Hemipholiotaceae
Source: the annotation of a GenBank genome assembly
AUGCUCCGCAACCACUAUGUUAUCUCUCCGGGAGAAGCGUCGACACUCAGGACAUCCAUCCAGGAGAUCGAUAUCCACCUCAGGAGCCUGGACGCGCGUCUGUCCCGCCUGAUUACCGAGCUCGUCGAGACGACUACCCAACGGAAUGCCCUGCUGGACCAGCGGACCAAGCACCUCAGCCCGCUUUCGCUUUUGCGAUCUUUACCACCCGAGGUCCUAGGAGAAAUAUUUAUGCACGCCGCGCUGGAUGACUCUCAGACACGUCUACGGUUGUCUCACGUAUGCCGACACUGGAGGAACGUCGUCCUUCGAAUACCGUCCCUGUGGUCAACCUUGGAUUUUAGCGACCAGGAGAACACCAGAGAGCCAGUUCCACCAUCGAUCGAACAAACCAUUUCACGCGUCUCACACGCUGGUAGCCUACCCUUAACGCUGAAGUACGAACCCUUGAGGUCUCCUCCAUUGGCCGAUUUUCGAUGGGGAGCCCGGGAGCGGAAGGAGAGGGAGGCCGCGCUGGUCCAGACCCUGUUCAAGGUCGUCAACAAGGACAGGUGGAAGAGCCUGUCGAUUACAAGCCAAAAUCCUGUUGACCUCCAGCACGUUUUCAGUGGGUACUACGUCUGGGAUAAACUUGAAAAUCUUUCGCUUGUUGCAAGACACGCUUGGGCGGCGGCAACAAAGAUCCACGGUGGCGAUGCUUUCUGUUUACCGCGCCUCAGAAGGCUCUCCCUUCACCUUGAUCGCCAGGACAUUGACAGCCACACAAUUGAUGGGCGGCCAUUUACGAUACCCUGGUCGCAACUAACGGCACUGGAUCUCAAGACUGACUCCUCUCCCAAGGAGUAUCUCGACAUUCUACGUGAAUGCGUUCUGCUGGAACAAUAUACCUUGGCCUUCGACCUCCCCGAUCCGUUCCUCAACAAUGCUUUCGACCCGCCAAUCUCGAUGGGCAAGCUUCAAGAGUUUCGGUUGUCGAGCAGCGAGUUCCCAAUCAAUUUCUUAUCUUCCAUCAAGACUCCUGUCCUUCGCAGGUUCGAUGGACAGCUUGCAGGAGCUCCGCAUCCAGACGACAGAGCGGGCCUCACAGGUGGAGACGCUCCUCAAAGCUCUCACCCUCUCAGCCGAUGA